AUGUCAAUCUCAAUGAUGUCUCUUGUGGCUCCUCAUGAACAACGUCCUCUUAUACAUCACAGCUUUGAAUGGUUUCUGGAUGACUUACAUUCGAAUAUUGUGCUGGAAGAAAAGCUUCUUGAAGAUGAAGAAGUUGAAGAAGAGGAUCAGUACUUAUACGACUUUUUGAUCGAUGAUGUCGCCACCAGUGAGUUGUAUUUCUUGAAAAAGCGCAAACAAGCUAGUAGAAUUUCUUAUGAUGUAAGACAAGCUACCGGCGCACCCAGAAAACAGCUACAGCGUGAACCAUUACAGCUACAUUGA
Molecule: messenger RNA, 303 nt
Organism: Amoebophrya sp. A25
Lineage: Eukaryota; Dinophyceae; Syndiniales; Amoebophryaceae
Source: the annotation of a GenBank genome assembly